Messenger RNA from Cicer arietinum (chickpea), 1698 nucleotides. RefSeq names its product amino acid transporter AVT6C-like. NCBI's taxonomy places the organism in Eukaryota, Viridiplantae, Streptophyta, Magnoliopsida, Fabales, Fabaceae. Gene Ontology annotation, cellular component: membrane. Gene Ontology annotation, biological process: amino acid transmembrane transport. Gene Ontology annotation, molecular function: L-amino acid transmembrane transporter activity. The record is from RefSeq and is a predicted model, not a curated record.
UCAGUUUAUAUCAAUAAUAAUGUAGGAAGGAAUCCAUAUCCAAAAGAUAAAGACCAAGAAAUCACUUGUCUCUGUCAACAACAUUCACGAUUCAUUUUCAUUCAUCCAUCAACCAAAAUGAUAAACAUAAAACACAAAAAUUCUCUUAUUAUGUCCAACACUACCCAAGUUAAUGUCCCUCUUCUACAACAAAACCACGAAAACUCACAACAAGAAGACCCAAUUCCACAAAAUGGAUCAAUUUCCGGGGCAGUGUUCAACAUAUCAACAACAAUGGUGGGUGCCGGAAUCAUGUCGAUUCCGGCAACUAUGAAAGUUCUUGGUAUAAUUCCAGGAUUGGUGGUGAUUGUGUUGGUGGCAGUUAUAACGGAUUUAACGGUUGAGUUUAUGUUAAGGUGUACAAGCUCCGGUAAAGCCCUUACAUAUGCGGGUAUGGUGGGUGAGUCAUUUGGGGCCGUUGGAUCUCUUGCUGUUAAGAUUUGUGUCAUCACAACUAACCUUGGUAUCCUCAUCGUCUAUUUCAUUAUUCUUGGAGACGUGCUAUGUGGAAAUGAAUUCAAUGGUACAACACAUUUGGGUAUUCUACAACAAUGGUUUGGUAUCCACUGGUGGACAUGUCGCACUUUUGCUCUUCUUAUUGUUGCACUCUUCAUAAUGCUUCCCCUACUUAUGUUACGACGUGUAGAUUCACUCAAGUAUAGUUCUGCAUUAUCAAUCCUACUAGCAUUGGUUUUUGUUGUAAUAUGCUCAUCAAUGGCGUUUAAUGCAUUAUGGUUUGGGAAAACUCAAUCGGUCAGAAUUUUGCCUGAUUUCUCUCAAGUCACUGCCCUUGAUCUUUUCACUACUGUCCCUGUUUUUGUCACAGGGUUUGGAUUCCAUGUCAAUGUUCAUCCGAUUAGAGCAGAGCUUGUAAAACCUACAGACAUGAGUAUCGCCGUGCGAAUUUCGUUGUUAGUUUGUGUGGCUAUUUACUUUGCUAUAGGAUUCUUUGGAUACCUAUUGUUUGGGGACUCCAUCAUGCCCGACGUGUUGGUAAACUUCGAUCAAAACUCCGAUUCAAGCGUCGGUCGAUUGCUCGACAACAUUGUUCGACUAAGCUAUGCACUCCAUCUUGCACUUGUGUUCCCAAUCAUGAACUUUUCAUUGAGGACUAACAUUGAUGAACUAUUAUUCUCAAAGAGAAAUAAGCCUCCUUUGGCAUUGGACACCCCAAGAUUUGUGUCACUCACUCUUGUUUUGCUAGCUUUCACAUACUUGUUGGCUGUGACUAUUCCAAAUGUUUGGUAUUUUUUUGAGUUCUUGGGAUCUACUACCAUUGUUUGCCUCUCAUUUCUCUUCCCUGCUGCAAUUAUUCUAAGGGAUAUAUAUGGCAUAUCAAAAACAAAAGAUAAAGUGAUGGCAAUAGUGGUGAUUGUUUUGGCUGUUGUAACAAGUGGAAUUGCUAUAUGGACCAAUUUGUAUGGUUCCACCAGUGCGGACCAAUCAUAAUGUUAUUAUCAUUUUCAAGUUUGAGAGCAUCUUGAUUCAGUUGUUCGCUCCAAAAGAGUGGUUCUACUUCUAGAAGGAUGUGAUUAAUAUAUCGUGUAAAUGAAUUUAUAAAAAAAAGUGUAUCCCUAGAUUUGAUAUUCUUGAAUUCUCUUAUUUUUCUAUUUGUUACAAAUUAUAUUAUAUAACUCAUAUUGGUCAUUCUUCAGGUCA